AUGGCCACACCCACAGCAUCUCCUUCGUCUCUGACUCUGCUUUUGUGUGAUCAAUCAUCAAUGGCUGCGAGCGGCAAAAAAUCAGGUGAAAUAUUCCCCAGCGAGGAAGCUGUGGCGGAGGCUCUGGCUGAAUACGUAGCUGAGCUAUCGGCUAGGUUCCUCAAAGAUAAACAAUUUUUCACCGUCGUUCUCUCUGGAGGUACCCUGAUCCACACUCUCAGGAAAUUACUCGAGUCUCCUUACAGGGACGAGGUGAAAUGGUCGCGCUGGAAAAUCUUUUGGGUGGAUGAGAGAGUAGUCUCUCUAAAGAGCCAGGACAGCAACUAUAAACUUGCCUUUGACGAAUUUUUAUCCAAGGUACCCAUUUCUCAGAGUAAUAUCUACCCCAUGAUGCCCAGAGACGGCAGUAUUCCAACACCGGAAGAAGCAGCCGACCGUUAUAAUGGCAUUCUCAAAGAACUGGUUGAUUCCAAAAUCCUGCCAUUGUCGGCUACUGGGUAUCCAAAAUUUGAUCUCAUGCUACUGGGUACGGGCCCAAGUGGAACUGUGGGUUCUCUAUUCCCCAAUCGUCCUCAACCUAAUACGGACAAGCCAUGGGUUACCUUCCUCGAUGACGCACCAGAAAAACCUCCAGGAAGAGUUACUUUGGUCUUUCCAGUAAUCGACUCAGCUUCAGAGAUUGCAUUAGUGGUCACUGGGAUCAAGUUUGCCCUUGUGGUGUAUGUAGUGAUGGGAGGCCAUCGUCCUCCUGGCCUGCGAAAACUUCCAGUCGAAAGGAUUCAAUCUAAACAAAGGAGCGUCACCCGGUUUCUGGACCAGGAUGCUGCUGCUUUUCUUCUGCCGAAGUAG
Messenger RNA from Ilex paraguariensis (yerba mate), 849 nucleotides. NCBI's taxonomy places the organism in Eukaryota, Viridiplantae, Streptophyta, Magnoliopsida, Aquifoliales, Aquifoliaceae. The record is from the annotation of a GenBank genome assembly.